UGUGUGUGUGUGUGUUACUGUGGUUGUGUGAAUGUUUAAGUUCCACAUCCUGCUGUUGGUCAUUUCACUUUGAAUAUAUAAAUAAUGUUUGAUAGCGACGCUUAAGAAAUACAAAAUCAAACGAGAAUUCUAUAACAGAAUUAACGAACAUCGAAUUUCCAAUUCUACAGUUUUACCCUGAACGCAGCGCAGCGGUCAGGAAGUAACGGAGCAGCGCGGAGUGAAAUAAUGAGACUAUUCUUCUGACUUCCGGACACUUUGCUGCUCUAACGUUCAUCGAAACCGCGCUGUCAUUCAUAAGGAUACAACAAGCCGAGCCGAGCCGAGCCAUGGCUAGUAUCCAGAUCCGGAAGUAUAAGGACGAAGACGCCGAGGUGGUGAAGGAGAUCUUCACUUUGGGGAUGAGCGAGCACAUCCCGUCCUCCUUCAUGCACAUCCUCAAACAGCCUCCCACCCAGAUGGUGCUCAUGUGCACCUUCUGCGCCCUCCUGACCAGCUCCAAGUCCUUCCUGCUGCCCGUGCUGGCCGUCACGCUCGUCCUGGCCGCCGCCCGGCAGCUGGUCGUGUACAUGUUCAACAAAUACAUCGACACCUCUCUCAAGAAGGACCUCGACACCAUCACAGAGACCUACCUGAGGCAGAAGGACUCGUGUUUCUGGGUGGCAGAAUACGACGGCCGGGUGGUGGGCACGGUGGCUUGCCUCCCUAAUGAGAACGCCCCCGCGUGCUUGGAGUUGAAACGUGCGUCCGUGAGCCACAGUCAUCGCAGGAUGGGCAUCGCUAAAGCUCUGUGUCGGACGGUCGCCGAUUUUACCCGCGACAGGGGUUACGCAGCAGUCGUCCUGUACACCUCCACGGUGCAGACGGACGCUCAGAAGCUGUACGAGCACAUGGGCUACGAGAAGAUCCGAGAGUUCCUCGUGCCCAAGUUCAUCGCCAAACUCAUGAACUUCACUCUGAUCGAGUACAGAUUAGAUUUACAGAAAGACACACAAAACAACUGAGACCAGAGAGACUGUUUAACUUUUUCAGGGGCGACAUUAACCGUCCGUUCAGCAGGUUUAUAGGCGUCUGUGUACCCAGCAUGCAUUGCAGUAAUGGCAACAAAACUCUCAGGACACGUCAGGUGACACUAUCAACAUGAGGGACUGUUUACUCCACACACACUGGCAGUGAGAGGUUGAUCAUGUUUUCUUUUGUCACACACACACACACACACACACACACACACACACACACACACACACACACACACACACACACAUACACAUACAUUAAAUCAUCUGCUCUGUCCAUGCUCAGGCUUUUAAACGAUUUUGUUUUUGAUUAUUUAAUUUUGUUGAAUCAUGUAAUGUUUAUUAUGACAUGUGAUCGUGGUCAGGUCACCUUGUGAAAGAGAUCUUGAUCUCUACGGGUUAUUUACCCGCUUAAAAAAAAAAAAAAGAUCUUGAUCUACAUUCUACUGAAAAAAAAAAAAAAAGUUAUUUGAUAAAUUGUUGGACCUGAUCAUUUCGUUUUGUUUUGACCAUCAUGGAUGUGUCACUUAGAUUUUUUAUGCUGCAUCCAUGUUCUCCUCAAACGGCCCUAUCUGCCAAAUUCAGAAGUCAUUCUUCCAACUUCUUGUGUUCAUGAACUCUUACUCGCGGUUUCCACGGGUUCUGUGUUGUGCAGCGUUCUGUCUCUGCCGUGGUCUUGCUCCGUCCGACUGCGCAUGCCCGAUAUACCCCACUGGGUCUGUUUCUGAAGCGUAAGCGUGGCUGUACUCGCAGGUUCACAAGAUCACACGUGAACAAAGAGAACAACGUGCAAACAACACCUUACUUUGUCUUUCCGAGGUCGAGUUGUAGCUCAUUCGGCGGGAGUCAGGCGAUUGUGUUUUAUUUUGAAAUGCUCUGUGCGUUUCAGUGGGGGUUCUAGACCACUUUUACUGAGGGGGCCAAACUGGGGCCAGUUGUUUUAUCAGAGGGGAACAUUAAACCCAGGUGAAAAAUAGACAAAGAUGAUUGCUUUAAAAAAUAUCUAUAUAUUUAUGCCAAAUAAUAGCGCACAUCAUUAAAUACCAUGAUUUAUAUUUGUUUCAGUAACAGAAUUUAAUACUAGAUUAGGAGUCAAAUACUGUGUUAUUAGGGGGGUGCUUCCUUUUGGAGGGGUGGCCACAGGGGGGACCAGCCCCUGUUGGCCCCUGUUGGCCCCUGCCUAGAACCGCCCAUGGUGCGUUUCUUUGCCUGACUUCCUGUUUGGGUCGAUCUGCUGUGUUCAGCUUGACACGUACUUGCAGCAGGUUCUGUCGACAAUAGACUCGGAGCGUGUUUGAAACGGAGCAGAGUGGCGCUGCUGGCGCGCUCCAGAGACGGAUCGCGUCGCGUUGAACCGGUGUUUGAUAAACUCUCCAAUACGCGGCGCAGACGUAACGCGGGACGCACGGAUCCUUUGGAAACUGCCAGUUAGCGGGUAACGUUUGAGCUAAGUUAAUGUUACAAAAAAUAUGUUGUUUUUUUUUACUGCAUUCGUAAAAACACUAAAAUGUUGUUUUCACUGACUUUUUUCAGGGUCGGUGCUAAAAAUAACUUAUUGAAUAAUCCAACUCUUUCUACAUGUAACAAACUGAUUUUACAAAAUGUUUGCAGAAACUUGAUAUGCAAAAACAAGAAUUAAUAAAAAGUUUCUGAUAAUCCA
Messenger RNA from Labrus mixtus (cuckoo wrasse), 2676 nucleotides. RefSeq names its product N-acetyltransferase 8 (gene nat8). The coding region runs from base 330 to 1004 and encodes 224 amino acids. The transcript is spliced from 2 exons. Gene Ontology annotation, molecular function: N-acetyltransferase activity. The record is from RefSeq and is a predicted model, not a curated record. NCBI's taxonomy places the organism in Eukaryota, Metazoa, Chordata, Actinopteri, Labriformes, Labridae.